AUGAACAACUUCCACCAGAUGCCCUCACCCGCGACCGGCGCGAAGCCGCAGGGCCCGCAGAAGGCAGACAGCCAGUCCAUCUGGAAGCUUGUGGUGCAGGCGCUGCAGGCCCAGGGUCCCUUUACUGGCUGGAGAGAGGGCGUCCAGGUGCGAGAACGCGCCCUCAGGACUAUGACCAUCAUAUCCGCCCUCCGCCUCGUCAAACCAAACUGCGAUAUACCGACUACGAUCGCUGCAGCGUUGAGAUUCGAAGAACAAACCUUCAGAGAGGCGAACGAGAAGGCCAUCAUGAUGCAGAAUGGCAUGAUGCAGCAUGCCAACCACCAGCAGCAGCAACAACAGGGUGGUGGCAUGCAGGUUCCUCCCUCGCAGAUGGGGAUGUUUGCCGCGAUGCAGCGCCAACAACAGCAGCAGCAGCAGCAGCAGCAACAACAACAACAACCCAUUCAAGGCUCACCACUCCCAGGACAGGUGCCAAAUGGGCGUAUGAAUCUUCAACACAUGCAACCACAACAACCACAACCUUCAGCCUUCAUCCAGCAACUUGCACGACAACAGCAGCAGCAGCAGCAGCAGCAGCAACAACAACAACAACAACAACCUCGUGGACCUGGCGCUACCCAGGAUUUAAAUCAGCUCACCCCUCGCGAAAUACAAGAUGUCUACGCUCUCGCCGAGCAGUUGGCCCGCAACACCCCACCCGACGAUCUUGAAAGGAUCAAGAUGAACCUACAGAACAUGCCUCAAGAGCAGAGGGAACAAUUUGCCCAAAAACGAAUAGAUCCGCUCGCCCAAUUCUUCCGUUCACAAGCACUGGCCCAGGUAAGAAGACGGCGGCUGGAGAGGAUGGGAAUGGCCAGCCAUGGCCAACCAGGUGGUAUGGACCCAGCUCAGCAAGCCGCUAUGAUGGGACAGAUGACAGGCCAGCCCUCCAUGGGAAUGCAGCACAACGUCCCCAUCAGUCAGCCAGACCUCACCUUCAACGGCAGCGUCGACCAGAUUCAAGGCCAGCAGGAAGACGGUCUCCGUUCCCAAGAGGCAGGUCAGCUCGUUGUACCAGCGACCGCUAACCCACCCAACACUACCAUGAUGAAUUCUCAGUUCGCCGCUGCUCAAGCUCAACGCUUUCAUGGCCAGCAGCAGCAGCAGCAGCAGCAGCAACCAGGAAGCAGACCUGCCAUGAACCCAGCUCUUCUCGCCCAGCAGCAACAGCAACAGCAACAGCAACAGAAUUCAUUAAAUAAGGGUGCUCACUUUCAACUACAACCCGAACAGGCUCGCAACCAAGCUGCUAUGAAUAAUCAAUUGGCAAUGUCCUCACAGCCGAACCAACCAUCUCAGAUAACACAGCAACUCCCACCACAGGGAGCCACACCUGCCGUGCCCAUGGCUGGUAACCCCAAUGGCCAGCCCUCACAACCUCCCCAAGCUGGUGGCCCCCGCCCUCACAUCCCUCCUGGGGUCCCGCAAACUCUUCGCGAUCAACUCUCACAAAUGUCACCCCAACAUGCCUCUAUUAUCCUGGAGAAUUUCGCUAGACAGGCGAGGGCUCGGCAGGCCCCCGACAACCGCGCAAACCAGCUAGGUGUGGCAGGACAGAAUCAGGUCCCCCAACCGGGCCAGCCACCACAACCGCAGCAAGUUGACCCAAAUCAACCCCCACAAAAUCUGAACCAAGGGCUUCCAUUCAGUGCAGAUCCGAACAUGCGCAAUUCCAUGGCCAUGCAACAGCAUCUUAUGGGUGCAGGCGGAGUACCCAUGCAUCCCCAAACAUCACAGCAGCAGCAGCAGCAGCAGCAGCCAGGCAUGCCGCAAUCUCAGCCCACCCAGCACCCUAAAUCAUCUUCGUUCCAGCCUCAGUCCCAGCCUCAGUCUCAGGCAGACCUCGCCCGUCAACAAUUUUUCCAGCACGCAGCCCAAAAACUCACUGACGACCAAUUGCGCGAUAUGGACCGCAUCCCUUUUCCACCAAGUGUCAUCUCCCCCAGCAUGGCGGGAAUGCCAAAUCCACCACCUGUUCCCAAAGUGCUUAAGACUUGGGGCCAGCUUAAACAAUGGGCUAGUCAGAAUCCACAGGCAAUGGGCCAGCUUACCAUACAGAAGCUGCUGGCUUGUCAGAAGAUGCAUUUCCACGGUGUACAGAAGGAGUUGAACAAUAGAUUGCAAGCGCAGGCCCAAGCUCAAGCCCAGGCUCAGGCUCAGCUAGCUGCACAGGGACAUGGCCCAGGCUUCAUGCCUCAACAGCUCCAGCCGCCGUUCCAGCAACAAGGACAGCCUCAGCAGCAACCUCAGCAACAGCAGCCACAAGCUCAACAACAACAAAAUGUUAAUGCUCAGCAGCCAGCGCCCGCAUUUACUCAGCCGGCCUUCCAGCAACAGACGCGGACUGCCCAGCCAAAUCAGCAACCAGGACAGAUGGGGCAGCUAUCACAGCAGACGGGACAGCCAAGGCAGCCAGGGCAACUGCCAAUAGGCCUGACCAGACCUAUCACGAUGCAUGACAUACAAAUGGCGCGCCAACAGUUAGGCCCCCGAGCGAAUCAUCUAAAUGACGAAACAUUGAAGCAGAUUAUUGAGAAGAACCGACAAAGACAGAUUCUCAAGGUCCGUGGUAUACAAAUGGGUCAAGCUCAAGCUCAGUUGCAGCCACAAGGAUUCAUGCCUCAACAGCAGCAGCAGCAGCAGCCGCAACCACAACAGCAACAAUCACAGGGUAGCUCUAUACAAGGUGGAGGCAUAGAAGUUAGUGCUGAGUAUCCAGCAACUUCGCAACAACAGCAACAGAAUAUGCAACUACCCAUAUCCUCCAGCCCAAUGCAGCCAGGCAUCUCUCAGCCAAACCCUGCCCAACCAAUGACCAAACCAAUGGCUGUUCCCACAACCGCCCCUCCAUCUGCGAAGCUACGAGCCGGUCCGCCUGCUAAGCCAACAUCCGUACCAGUCUCCGUUCCCGUCCCACCACAGAAUCUCAAACGACCCAGCCCAUCUGAUACCGAAGUUCGAUCUGGUGCACCUGACCAGGUCUCGCAACCAACCGCCAACACCCGGCCAAUGCCGAUACCUAUGCCUAUGCCUAUACCACAGCUGACACCAGCCCAACUAGCGUCCAUGACACCACAGCAAAAGGUCCAGCUUGACACACAUCUUCGCCGCCAAGCACAGAUCAUGGCACAGGGCCAGCUUCAGCUAUCUAAUCUAUUCCAGCGACGCACCAAAGAGGCCACUGCGGAGGCUUGGUCACGGCUCCCAGAGCCUAUCAAGCGUAUCUAUGCUGAAGAAGCACGAAACGAUACAGAACUAGCUCCCGUAUCUAUGUCGCCCGAGGAAUACGCUACCGCGUCACAGCAACUUAGAGAUGGUGCUGAUAUGAUAGCCAAUAUGGACGCAUUGAUGCCUUGGCUUGCCAAAGUAAGGGAGCAGGAACGCACGCUGAGAUCACUAAUGCAGAUGAAUAUGCAACAAGCCCAGCAGGCUCAGCAAGCCCAGCAACACCAACACCAACAGGCACAACAGCACCAGAUGCAGAUGCAACAGCAGGCUCAGGCUCAAGCUCAAGCUCACGCACAGGCUCAGAUCCUACAAGCGCAGCAUGCUGCUGCUGCCGCCGCUGCUGCGAGAGUUACAGCUAGCCCACAGACGCCGGCCCAAACGAGUGUGCCCCUGAAUGCAAUCAAUCUACAGCAACUUGAACAGCAAGAACGCGCCAAACGAGGACAAUCUCAAAAUCCCGUCCCGCCACCCGUCCCCACCACCCGACAGCCGCCUUACCCCAUCGGCGCCACUUCUCCACAGGGCGUCCCGCGCGCUUAUGGACCCCACCAGGUAACUAAAGAUAACCUCGUGCUUCCAAAACCAAAAAAGCAGAAGACAAAACAGCCUACCAAUGAACCUUCUGUCAAGACCAACAAGUCUCCUGCUACCAAAAACCAGCAGCUCAAGGCCACUCCACCAGCGACAACGCCAGCAGCCCCAGCCAAGAACGCAACUCCGCCAACUCAAUUGUUCAAAUGCAAAAUUAGCGACUGUGUACAGCGAUUUAGGGGCUACACAUCCCAGGCUGCAUUGGAUGAGCAUAUUCAGGAUGUGCAUAAGGCUGAAGAGCCUAUUGCCAACCCUCUUGAGUACCUAGUGGAAAGUUUCAGAAUCGGGCUUGGCGUCGACAAGAAGGCAGGCAGCCAACCUACCGGAACUGAUCCGAAGGCCUUGCCGCCUACCACUGGCGCAGGCCCAUCCGCAGUGCCAAUGAUAACGUCUCCCUCACAGCAGGAGAAGUCAUCCAGCCUCAAGCCCCCUACCAGCACAAGCAAGGACAAGAAGGAAGCCGCUGGAUCCAAUGUAUCGCCUGGGCUCUCUGCUUCCACCAAGGAUCUCUGGUCUGAAAGCUCGAUAAGCCAAGAAAUGAUCCGCGCUGCUUUCAGUGACCUAGGUGAUGAAUCUUCCUGUGGUCUUAGCACCGAUCCUGUCGACGAGAUCAUUGCCAACGAGGUAUUCUCUCAUCUCCGACAACAGCCACCAGAUGAUACACCGACAUCCGCCUGGUCUGCUACGAUGCAAACUCCACAAGACGGUGACAUGAAGGAUGAAGAGAUGGCGGGCGAUGCAAAUAACUGGGUGCCUUCCGAUUGGAUGAAUCUGCCUGAAGACAUGGAGAGCGGACUAUUUAUGAGCGACGCAUGGCAUAAUAUCAACUGGGACGCCAUGGAGCUUGGCGACAACGUGGAUGUGAAUGGUGACGCGCAGCUGCGGUCCGAGAAGCCGAUUUACUCUAUUUAA
Microsporum canis CBS 113480 is the source of this 4773-nucleotide messenger RNA. Its product is annotated as glutenin. The record is from RefSeq and is a predicted model, not a curated record. Bases 1 to 4773 code for a protein of 1590 amino acids. The transcript has 4 exons. Gene Ontology annotation, cellular component: mediator complex. Gene Ontology annotation, biological process: regulation of transcription by RNA polymerase II. NCBI's taxonomy places the organism in Eukaryota, Fungi, Ascomycota, Eurotiomycetes, Onygenales, Arthrodermataceae. Gene Ontology annotation, molecular function: transcription coregulator activity.